Vigna radiata var. radiata (mung bean) is the source of this 2500-nucleotide messenger RNA. Its product is annotated as interactor of constitutive active ROPs 3. The transcript is spliced from 5 exons. The record is from RefSeq and is a predicted model, not a curated record. Bases 347 to 2197 code for a protein of 616 amino acids. Lineage: Eukaryota; Viridiplantae; Streptophyta; Magnoliopsida; Fabales; Fabaceae.
GUGUUAUAGUCUAAAGACUAUUCUUUCCCCCUCUCACACCCAUUCACGUUUCUCUUCUUCACCUUAACACUGCUCCUUCUUGUUGCUAACAACAAACACAAAAAAACCAGUGCCAGAUUCAUUCGCUCACUCAACAGAAAUUCAUUCGUUCAGUUAAUAUGUUCACAGGUUCUCACUCGCGGUUAAUGGCCACUGUAACUCACCCCAGAAAACAAGAUCUCAUCCUUCAUCAGUGUGAUUUAUUACGUUCCUUAUAACUCAGUCCUUGUGGGUCAGGGAGCAUUCAAGUAGCAAGGUCCUAAUUAUUAACCCCUUUUACUUUCCUGGAACACAAGGCAGUUAAGCCAUGCAGCAGACCCCAAAGACAAGAAGUAGCUCCUCUGAAGUGCCUCAGAAAGUGUCCCCUCGUGGUGGUGGACGCCAACUCAGGCCUGCCACGCUAGAUACUGCAUCUUCAUCAAACCAAGCUCACAAAACUUCAAAGGAUCAUAGAAGUCCUAAAGUCACUGAGCGCAGAUCACCCAGAAGUCCAGCUCCAGAGAGGAAGCGUCCAAGCAGAAUAUCUGAAUUAGAAUCUCAGAUUUCUCAACUCAAAGAGGAUUUGAAGGUUGUGAGGAACCAGCUCAGUUUGUCUGACUCAUCCAAGAAGCAAGCUCAGCAAGAUGCAGAAGAGUCCAAGAAACAACUAUUUGCCGUAUCUGUGGAGCUUGAAGAAUCUCAACAGCAACUUCUGAAGUUCUCUGCUACUGAACAGGCUCGUGUUAUUGAGCUCCAGAAAACUAUAGAAGAGCAUGAUAAGGCGUGGCAAUCGGAACUCAAGGCUGCCCAACAGAAGCUCUCAGACAACACUUCGGCACUGACCUCUGCUAUCGAUGAAAUUCAGCAGCUCAAGGUUCAACUUGAAUUGGUAGCUAAUUGUGAGAAUGCACACACCCAAAUUGCAGAAUCAUCGGACGUGGAAUUACUGAACUUGAAGGAUAACUUGGCAGAAUCACUUUCCCUUGUGGAGAACAUGAAAAAUCAACUCAGGGAUUCUAAAGAGUCAGGUCAGGCACAAGCUUUGGUCAACGAGACUUUGCGACAACUUGAAGCUGCAAAAAGAACUGUUGAGUUCCUAAGAGCUGAUGCUGCAAAAGCUGUGCAUGGCUACAACUCUGCUGCUUCAGAAUUAGACCAAUCUAGAACACGUGUGGACACACUUGAGACACUAGUCAGUAAACUUGAGUUUGGCCUCAUUAGUAACAAAGGCAACCAUUCUUUAAAUGUUGCAGAUGAUGGGAACAUGGAGCUGAAAGCUGAGAUAUCACAAAAGGGUGAGGAUCUUAAUCACACUGAAGAAGAAAUUUAUUCUUUGAGGUCUGCCAUAGAGACUGAUGAUGAGACUAAGCACCUGGAAGAACAUAUUCAGUGUUCAGUGAAGCUCAGGAAAGCCUAUGAGUUGAUUGAGCAGAUAAAAUCAGAAUCAAGCCAGAGGGAAUCCGAGCUAGAGGUAGAAUUGAAAAGAAAGAAUGCUGAUAUUGAACAUUUGAAGGCUAAUCUAUUGGAUAAGGAAACUGAGUUGCAGGGCAUUGUGGAGGAGAAUGAGAAGUUGAAUUUGCAGCUUCAAAAGAGAAAUUCAUCCCAAAGAGAGCUUGAACUUAAAAAGGAGCUUCGAAAACUAGAUGAAUGUGUGGCUGAGUUAAAGGGUGAUCUAAUGGACAAGGAAACAACAUUGCAAAACAUAUCAGAAGAGAAUGAAAUGCUGAAGUUGGAGCUCAGUAAGAGGUUUGGACACGGUAGUAAAGUGGGGGAGGAAGUUGCUGCAGAACUUGAGGUUGCUAAGGCUGCCGAACGUGAGGCUGUUAUGAAACUUGGUAUUUUGAUGGAAGAUGUAGAAAGGAGCAAUCGAAAGGCGGAGAGGGUGGCUGAGCAGCUGGAAGCGUCUCAGGCAGCAAAUUCAAUAGUAGAAGCUGAACUGAGAAGAUUGAAGGUGCAGUCUGAUCAAUGGAGGAAGGCUGCAGAAGCAGCUGCUGCUAUGCUCUCAGCAGGGAACAAUGGGAAGUUGACUGAGAGAUCAAUGUCUUUAGACAACAACUAUAACUCUAUGAUGAAUAAGUACUCACCUUUCUGUGAAGAACUUGAUGAUGAUUUUCAGACCAAGAGAAAUGGCAACAUGCUGAAGAAGAUUGGGAUCUUGUGGAGGAAACCUCAAAAAUAGUCACUGUUUGGUUUAUACCACUUUCUAAUGUUGUAGUGCAAUGUAAUCUUAUGUUACUGCAAUGUUUAUGUUAUGCAAUUUUGUCUGACCACAACCUUUCUCCUUGUUUGGUGAACAUGGUCUACUACUUCUGCCUUGUAUUCUAUUUAUUUAGUUAAGCCCUUUUAUAUGAUCUACCAUUUCACUAUCUAGAAAAUCCAUGAAAUUAUAUUUUCUUUGUGACUUGGUAGAAUCAGGAAGCAUUGAUUUGAUAAUCUGUCUCAAUGUUUGUUUCUUCUCCAUUUCAUGGAAAUUCUCAAUAUU